Messenger RNA from Ectocarpus sp. CCAP 1310/34, 1897 nucleotides. NCBI's taxonomy places the organism in Eukaryota, Phaeophyceae, Ectocarpales, Ectocarpaceae. The record is from the annotation of a GenBank genome assembly.
UGCUGUUCAAUGCACACGCGUGGUGCAGAUGAUGUGGGCUAUUUGACUUGUUGAGCAGAUAAGUUUGCUGUUGUGGUGAAAUUUGUUUCGCCCCUCCAUCGUGCUUACCAUCUCGGAAGACAGCAACAUGUCGACGACAGCCUCUCCGUCCGCGAUACCAAGCGCCAUGACUACGCCUUCGCCAGAGCCCCCGCUCAUCAACGAACUCUUGGGUGCAAGCUCAAAUGGAACGACGGCGGACACCGAGAUCUCUAGCCAAGGGCUCAGCGAAUUCCUUACCACGCUCCUCCUGAGCGCGGUCCUCGGUCUCGGCCUGUGGCUGCUAUUCGAGAUCAAGCGGAACAAGCGGAGCGUCUACGCGCCUCGGCCCGCCAAGCUGCCGCACCGCGCACCGCCGACACUCGCUUACGGCCCGCUUCGGUGGGUGUGGACGGUGGCCACGCUGCCCGGCUCCGACACCCUCCGCCUCGCAGGCACCGAUCGUAUGGACGCCUACUGCCUGCUGCGGUUCAACUACCUUUGCCUUCGGAUCUGUCUCUUCUCGUCCUUCUGGGGCAUGCUCGUGCUGACGCCCGUGUACGCCCUGGAUGGCUCAGACGCGGUGAACACGAUCUACUACCUCACGCUGGCUAACGUCCCAUCGGGCAGCAACACUCUGUGGGUGACAGUGGUUUUCGCCUACCUGUUCACCUGGCACGCUCUGUACGUGCUGCGAGGAGAGCACCAGGCGUUUGCAGAGAUGCGGGAGGCAAGAGUUCCUUACCAAGGGGGAUCCGGACUUCGCCACGCAGACCCGGUGGAGAACGUACCGGCCGAGCUUCGGUCUGCGGUGGCUCUAGAAGCAUACUUCGAAGACCUGUUUCCAGGGUGCAUUCACAGCGCGGUGAUGUGCCUCAACAUGCCCAACCUGGAGGCCAAGGUGGAGAGGCGGGAGGUCGUCGCCGACAGGCUGGAGAAAACGCGGUCCCUCCAGCUCUUGACCGGAAAAGUGGUUCAGCACAAAAAUCGACGCUUCCCUGGCGAUUGCUGCGGGGCCGCUUCCGCGAUGUCGGAAGCAGAGUACCUUGCGGGAGAGCUGGCCAAGCUCAACGAAGAGAUCGAAAAGGAGCAGAAGACAUUCCUCCAGGCGGCGCAACGACUCAAUUCCAUGGACGAACGCCUCAUGCGCGCGGCCAGCAUAUCACGGAAGAUGAAAGGCAAGGAAGGAGGCGGACCGGCAGAGGAGGAGGAUGCAGCAGCGUCGUCCGAACGACCGGAGAGCAAGGCGGCGUCUGUGGAUCAGAUCGACUUUUUCCUAAGGACCAAAUCGCAGAAAGAGUCUCAGUGGGCCAUGCAGGAAGUGGACGACGUUUCGGACGUGUCGCCUUCCUCGCGAAGGGUCGACGAGGGGCGGACGGGGUCGUCGAGCCUGGACGUCGAGGGGGGGGGGGGCGCCGAAUCAUUAAGCGGCAUCGAAGAGGAGCUGGAGGCGAGGAGGAGACGUUCUAUGAACCAAUCUCCGAGCUCAGGCGGCGACGAGCUUAAGCCCGGUCCUCGUCCCGGAGCCACGUCCGCCUUGGACACGGACCAGCCGCUUGCCGGCGGGGCAGCGGGCCUUAUCGAGGCCGCCCCUGAGAUGGCAAAGGAAGCGCUGUCUUCCCUCGCGUCCGUGGGCAACUCUGCCUUCCACACCACGAGGAGGGUCGCUCGCGGUGUCCUGUACCUCACCUUAGGCCAGCGCAUGAGCACCACCGGCUUCGUCACCUUCCGGCAAAUGGCGGCUUGCGCGUCUUCUAGACAGGUGCUGCUGGCGCCUCGGCCAGACUGGUGCGACUGCGAGCCUGCGCCGGACCCGCGAGACGUGGUAUGGAAGAACAUUGCGGUGCCCCAACCCCAGGCAAGAAGUUAUCAUUGCUGA